This is a messenger RNA of Myripristis murdjan (pinecone soldierfish), 2713 nucleotides long. RefSeq names its product MINDY lysine 48 deubiquitinase 3 (gene mindy3). Gene Ontology annotation, biological process: protein K48-linked deubiquitination. NCBI's taxonomy places the organism in Eukaryota, Metazoa, Chordata, Actinopteri, Holocentriformes, Holocentridae. Bases 404 to 1774 code for a protein of 456 amino acids. Gene Ontology annotation, molecular function: cysteine-type deubiquitinase activity; K48-linked deubiquitinase activity; calcium ion binding. The record is from RefSeq and is a predicted model, not a curated record. The transcript is spliced from 16 exons.
GUAAUAUGCACGCACAUUUUUUACAUUUCUGUUGUAAAUAAACGAAUGACAGAGACGUUGAUGAUAGUGAAAUACGAAAAUCAAAAAAAUAAUACGGAUUCCUAUUACCUGGUUGUGAAUUUUAAGGCUGCUGUAGCUACGUUGAUGUCAUUCUUACCCGCCCGUCUGCUGCCAGUCACUGGAGUUAGACUGCCGUGCCACACAGGUACUCUGUGGCCAAUGCCACCAGCUCUACCUGUCGAGAGAAGUGGACUGUCAACCUCGGGACGAGCGAGGGGUGAAUCACGUAACGUCAGUUAGCAAGUUGGCUCCUGCAGACCUCUCCUGCCACCAUCCGAAACACGUGGCUGGUAGACCAAAAGGAGGAGGAGUGCCUGUGGAUUUACUAACAGUGAAAGUUGUCAUGUCGGAAUUGAAUAAAGAGGUGGUGGAUUUGGUCUGGGGAAGGCCCUCCAGUGGAGGGGUGUCUGCCUCAAUCUUCCGUAGAUGGACCCAAGGGUUUGUGUUCAGUGAGAAUGAGCGCUCAGCACUGGAGCAGUUUGAAGGGGGGCCAUGUGCUGUCAUUGCGCCUGUUCAGGCUUUCCUUUUGAAGAGCAUUCUCUUCAAUAGAGAAAGUUCGGACUGGAGACACAUUUCAGAGGAGGAGCAGAAAGCAGCCCUGUGCUCCACUCUGAGUGAAAUCCUGGAGUCAGCCUGUUCCAGCCCCUCCACAGGCUACUGUCUGGUGUCCUGGGCCAAGGGACAGAGCCCACACACGAGCACACACACUAACACACAGACACAGUCACAAACACAGGGCAUGCCAGAGCCAGAGAGCAGCCAGCCGUCACAAGAACAGCAACCCACUGCUUUGGCUGCUGAGGACCUUGGCUUUGAGCGAUUUCACAGUGUUCUCCACAAGCGGACUGUCCUUUCAGUGUCUGAUCUUAGAGAGGAGGUGCUGUCUCUCUACCACACCUGGGGAGGGUGCUGUGGAGUCUUGCUUUUCCUCUAUUCUGUAAUCCUCACCAAGGGCAUAGAGAAUAUAAGAAAUGAGAUCCAGGACACAAUGGAACCUCUCAUAGACCCGGUGCAUGGCCAUGGCAGCCAGAGCCUGGUGAAUCUCUUUGUAACUGGUCAUGCUGUUUCUAAUGUCUGGGAUGGCGAUAGGGAGUGUUCUGGAAUGAAGCUGCAUGGUAUUCAUAAGCAGGCGUCCGUCGGCUUCCUCACUCUUAUGGAGUCUCUGCGCUACUGCAAGGUCGGGGCAUUCCUCAAGUCUCCAAAGUUCCCUAUUUGGAUCCUUGGCAGCGAAACUCAUCUCUCUGUGUUCUUCGCCAAGGAGAUGUCCUUGGUUGGCCCCGAGUCUCCAUCAGAACAGGCCAGGAGGGUCUUCCAGUCAUUUGAUCCUGAAGAUAAUGGCUUCAUCCCAGAGUCCCUCUUGGAGGAUGUGAUGAAAGCCCUUGACCUUGUCUCAGAGCCCGACUAUGUCAGUCUGAUGAAGAGCAAGCUGGAUCCAGAGAGUUUGGGCAUCAUUCUUUUGGGCCCAUUUCUACUGGAGUUCUUCCCUGAUCAGGAUUCAGGAAUCCCAGACUCGUUUCCUGUGUACCACUACAAUGGACUCAAACAGUCCAACCACAAUGAGAAGGUCGAGUAUGUGGAAGGUACAGCCCUGGUGUUAGGCUUCGAGGACCCAAUGGUUCGGACAGAUGACACUCCGGUGAAGCGCUGCCUGCAGACCAAGUGGCCCUACAUUGAGCUGCUGUGGACCACUGACCGCUCCCCGUCACUAAACUAGCACUAACACUGUUUGUGUGUUUGUGUAUGUGUAUGUGUGUGUGCGUGCAUGUGUGCGUGCGUGUGUGUGUGUGUGUGUGUGUGUGUGUGUGGAUGAGCCACUACUGCCCCCCCGCCCCGUUCCACCUUCCCCACUCUGCACACCGACUCCCAGAGGUCAACAGGUUACAAAGACCGAGACACAAGCACGGAUACAAACACACAGGAGUGAGAUAUUUGGAAAAACAUUCAUGCACAAGAGACAGAAACAAACACAUUCAUGGACAAGACACACAUCUGAAAUUAUGUUGUUGCAUUCUCACUAACUCAAACACUCAGAUCCACAAGUUGCACACAAAUGCAAACAAACUCACACUUACUAUUCAUGCUAUUGUCCUCCCCACGUGGCUUGUAAAUUGACAUGGCUUGUUUAUGGUGUUAUUAUAGAAAAAAUGUUUAAAAAAAAAAAUGCAAUGACUGUUUACUAUCCCGCGGCUCUGCUAUUUGCCGGCUCCUCGGCUCCAGUUUGGCGGUAAACAGCUUCACUGCUUAGAGAGCAAACUGGUUCGGUUCAGCAGCUGGUUUCUACUGAGUGUGUCACCAAAUCACAUGCUGAACCACAUGUACAGCCAAUCGACUGUGAAACACUACUGUUACUCCAGCUGUAGGACUGUUCGAAGGAAAAACCUACCAAUGCCUUCCACAUGUAAGGACACACACACACACAUUCACACACAUAGACAUGCACACUAUCACAUCCAAGCGUUUACAGCGAAAAGGGACCAACGCGCAUGCAGAGAACUGGAUUUCUAAACAGGAGGUUUCUUCAGCGAUUAUUCCCACAAGUAAAAGCGCAGGCUGGUUUGUGUGCUUUACACACCACAACAGGACAUUGACCAAUUACUCAUGUAUUUAUUACCACACUCCCGGGUUCUGGAAAUAAACACCUUUUUUGUUCAAA